AUGGGAGACGAGAGCAUGACCUGGAAAGUUCCAGCUUGCUCCCACCAGCAGCUUGACCUACACUGCACUGGCAUCACUUUUGUUCAGAGACAUUCUUGACUGUUGUGUUGUCAAUGCCAGGGGGGCUCCACCUUCUCUCUGAUUCUGGCCAUAACCAUCAUCACCACCUUUCCCCUUCGAAUCACGCUUCACAUUCACAGCACCAACGACGCCACCUUGCAAGAUCACAGCUGUCGUUAUUCCUCCCCACCUCUCUCCUCUCAUCACCUCCUCUGCUUCACGUUUAUUGCCACUGCCUUCAACCCCACGUCGAAUCCAACCCUGUUCUGACAACGCCUGCAGGCAUCUUUCCAAGAUAAACCCGAGUAGCAGCUUCUCCCUCGCAUCGAAACUGCCUUUCAGGUUUGUUGACUCUUUCUCUGCUACCCUUCUUUUUUUUUCCCCCCUUCCUCAUCCCCACCAUUAUUAUCCACAACAUCAUUAUUCCAGCAUAGUGAUUUGGGAGCCUGGUGCUGCACUGUUAUUAUUACCUGACGCGCUCUGGUCAGCGCGAAACUGGCUUCGUGUCCAGCGACUCCCCCCACCAUCACCUUCCCUCUUCCCCCAGAAACCACAAAUCUGACGCGAGACAGUCACGAUGCGCUUCGCCAAGCCCGUCGCCGCUUCCCUGGCCCUGCUGGCCGCCCCUGCCUCCGCCUUCUGGCGCAUGGAGUGUCGUGGUGUGCUCGGUCAGGCCCGCCUUGACCCUCUGAUGGACUAUGGCACCGUUGGUCAGCACGUCCACGAGAUCUUCGGCGGCCAAGCUUUCAGCGAGGUCGCCGACUACGACUCUCUGGUUGCUUCCAACUGCACCUCGUGUGCCGUCACUGCCGACAAGUCUGGCUACUGGACCCCCAACCCCUACUUCCAGGACAACACCACUGGAGAGUUCGAGGCCGUCGCUAAUGUCGGCGGCAUGCUCCCCUACUACUUCCUGAACGCGGCCCCCUCUGGCAACCAGACCAUUUCAGCUUUCCCUCCCGGUUUCCGCAUGAUUGCUGGCGACAACACCCGCCGCAACUACACUGUCGGAAACUCCAGCUACGAGGAGCCUGACCCUCCCAAGUCCGACUGGGCUCUUUUGGGCCAGACCACCCAGACAGACCUCGCCCAGCGCGCCAUUGGUUUCAAUUGCCUCGAUUACAGCAAGACCGCCGAGGGCUCCCUUUACCGUCAUUUCAUGCCCUCCAAGGACUAUAUCGACGCCUAUUGCCCCGAUGGCCUUCGUUUCGAGCUCAUGUUCCCCUCGUGCUGGGAUGGCGUCAACCUGGACUCCAGCGACCAUAAGAGCCAUGUCGCCUACCCCGACCUGGUCAUCACUGGUGACUGCCCCGACACCCACCCCGUCCGUCUGCCGGGUCUCUUCUACGAGACCAUCUGGGAUAUGGCGGCCUAUGGAGACCGCGAUGGCAUCUUUGUCAUCUCGAACGGCGACCCUACCGGCUUUGGAUACCACGGUGACUUCAUCAUGGGCUGGGACCAGACCAACUUCACCCUGCAGGACGCCGUCGACACCUGCACCAACCUGGAUGGCGAGAUCGAGUCCUGUCCUUUGUUCAGCAUCAUUUCUGAGGCGGAGCAGGGGGAGUGCACCUUGGACCUGCCCUCUGUGCUCGUCGAGGAAGAUGUGAGCGGACCAGUGACCAGCCUUCCCGGCGACGUCGCCAUCUACUGGGGUCCAGCUCCCGCCGGCGAGGCCACUUCCGACUCUGGAACCACCACGUCUGUCUCCAUGCCGACCCUGUCCUACUCGGCUGGCUCGACCGCUUCAGUCAACGGCAGCGUCGUGCCUGGCAAUAUCUUCAAGAUCACGCCUACCGCCACGGCCACGGAGGCGGCCAUCACCCCCGCUGCUACGGUCACCGCGACCGCCGAUGACAGCAUGGUGACCAUGGGCACUACCACCUACACCUACACUGGUGACUCGGGUGAUGUGACCAUCUCCGUGGUCGUCUUCGAGGAGGCGAUCACCUGGACCACGGAGAUGACGACGACGACCGUCACGGUCGAGCCUACGGCUGCGGCUCGACUCCGUCGUGACGCCCACGUCCACCAGCACCGUCACCUGCACGGCCACAAGCACUGAGUGCUUUCAUCUCCCGGUCAAACUUUCGACCACACUGCGAUCUUACUGCAUCCUGCAUAAGUAGAGCUGCUGGUUUGGAAUUACCGUGUACAAAUCUGCCGUUGAGAUGGGCCCCAAUUUUUCACUUCUUUUUUUCUUUCUGUUUGGGUUUUUCUUUUCGACAUUCGACUCUUUCUCUUGUGCCAUUGAUGCAGCUCUUGGCCAGUUAGGCUAGGUGGGCUCGGGGGCAUACUGCUAGGAAUCGAUAGCAAAUUUUUGUUGUGUAGGGCAGGACAUACCAAAGCAAAGAAAAAAAGCUUCUUUACACCAAAUAAGGGCCGGGUGCAGUCAGUCCUGUCGGGGAGUAGUAUUGAUUGCGAAACCAUUCUGGCAGGAUGAACGAUGACUGCAAAUCAAGAGGACAAAAGGAGUCUGGAUCUUCUUCCCACGGCGUUCUGCGAGGAAGAGCAUCAGCAUGGAGAUGGUCCUUCCCACAUGGUCGGGUAGUAUUCGCACGGGCUCACGAGAUACCUCUUGAUACCUUUGAUUCAUCUGAAUCAAAUACAUCUGCAUUUC
Messenger RNA from Cryphonectria parasitica EP155, 2680 nucleotides. RefSeq lists its product as uncharacterized. The transcript is spliced from 4 exons. The coding region runs from base 638 to 2125 and encodes 495 amino acids. NCBI's taxonomy places the organism in Eukaryota, Fungi, Ascomycota, Sordariomycetes, Diaporthales, Cryphonectriaceae. The record is from RefSeq and is a predicted model, not a curated record.